AUGGACAAGACGCCGGAGGCGGCGUUCAAGGCGGCGGAGGAUGCGCUAAAGGAGGCGGCGGCUGCGCGAGCGGAGGCGGACGCAGCCAAAGCCGAACUGGCGGCGCUAAAGGGGGAGAUGGCUGGUGCAGAGCAGAAACCGGGGGAGUUGAUGCCGGUGGCCCAGGCGCUGCCGGUGAGGCCCCGAGGUCCCAUCAACUACCCGCAGCUCACCCGCACCAACUAUACCCUCUGGGCGAUGCAGAUGCGGGUGGCGCUACAGUCAGCCUGCGUGUGGGAGGCAGUCCACUCCGACAAGGUGGAGUUCGAGAUGGAUCGUGACGCGCUCCUGGCAAUUUAUCAAGGCGUGCCGGAAGAUGUGCUCGCGUCGCUCGCCGGCAAGGACACGGCGAAGGCGGCGUGGGAGGCCAUCAAGUCUGUGCACGUCGGCCAUGACCGCGUGCGCGAGUCGAACCUGCAGGCGCUGCGUAAGGCCUUCGAGGGGCUGGAGAUGGGCGACAACGAGCAAACAGAGGUCUUCGCCACGCGCGUGAACAAGAUGGUGUCAUCCAUCCGUGCGCUCGGCGAUGAGGUGAAGGAGAUCACCGUUGUCCAAAAGAUGCUUCAAGCGGCGCCAGCGCGGCUCAUGCAUUUGGUCACCGCAUUGGAGCAGUGUGUCGAUCUGAAGACGCUCACGGUGGAGGACCUACUCGGGCGCUUCAAGGCGUAUGAGGAGCGCAUUAAGCAGCGCUUUGGUGAUCCUGUUGAUGGACAGCACCUCAUGCUGACCAGGAAGCAAUGGGAAGGUUUCGUCGGGAAGAAGAACUGGGGCAGCAACGGAGCAGGUGGUAGUGGAAAGGGAGGCGCUGACCGUGGAAGUGACCACGGAAGAGGCGAUGACCAGUCGUCGAGCGCGAAAUCUGCUGCAACUCCGAAGAAAAAAUUCAAGUGCUAUAAUUGUGGUGAAAAAGGGCAUUUCUCGAGGGAAUGCACCAAGCCAAAGAAGAAGAAGCAAGAAAGAGCCAUGGUGGCUGAGAAGCAAAAUGAAGAACCUGCUCUUCUACUGUCAGAAACCUGUGUAAUAUCAGGUAACUCAGUAGAAGCAAAGGGCAGGGUGUACCUCAAUGAAGAAAAGGUGAAACCACAACUUAGUGAUGAUGGAAGGUAUGACACUAAAAUGUGGUAUCUUGACACUGGAGCUAGCAACCAUAUGACAGGCUCCAAAGCAAUGUUUACUAGUAUUGAUGAUUCAGUUACUGGAGUAGUCAAAUUUGGAGAUGGUUCCCUGGUUGAAAUUGAGGGCAGGGGUACCAUACUUAUUACUACAAGAGAUGGGGCUCAUCGUGGGCUAACUGAUGUUUAUUACAUACCAAAGUUGAGAAGUAAUAUCAUUAGUCUCGGACAGUUGGAAGAGUAUGGUUGCAAGGUCAUAUUAGAAGAUGGGUACCUGCAAAUAUUUGAUCAAGGGAGAAAACUGCUAGUAAAAGUACCAAGAGGAGAGAACAGGCUGUAUAUACUGAAUAUUAGUUUGGGCAUGCCUGUGUGUUUACUGUCAUCUAUCACUGAUGUGUCAUGGUUGUGGCAUGCUCGUUAUGGUCAUCUAAAUUUUGAUGCCUUGAGGUCUUUAGCUCAGCAUGACAUGGUUAAAGGGCUUCCUUUAGUGUGCCACAAGGACAGGGUAUGUGACGGCUGCCUCAUUGGCAAGCAGCGUCGACUACCAUUUCCAAAGCACGCAACUUUCAGAGCAGAAAAAAGUCUUGAGUUGGUGUAUACAGACCUGUGUGGUCCAAUUACACCUGCAACUCCUGCCGGAAAUCGCUACUUUAUGCUUAUAGUAGAUGAUUUCAGUCGGUUCAUGUGGGGAGUGCUGCUGAAAACCAAAGAUCAAGCAUUUGUUGCAUUCAGAAGGUUUAAAGCAGCUGCAGAGUUGAAAAGUGGGCUGAAGUUGAAAGUGCUCAGGAGUGAUAGAGGAGGAGAAUUUACAUCUGUUGAAUUCAAUUCCUUCUGUGAAGAUCAUGGAAUUCAACGCCAACUCACUGCACCCUACAGCCCUCAGCAGAACGGAGUUGUGGAGAGACGCAACCAAACUGUAGUUGCAAUGGCACGGUGUCUGCUGAAAAGCCAAAAUAUGCCGGGCUGUUACUGGGGGGAAGCAGUUGCUACUGCCAUUUAUAUCUUGAACCGAGCCCCCACGAAGAGUGUUGCUGGAAAAACACCUUAUGAAGCUUGGAAUGGCUAUAAACCAAAUGUUGGCCAUCUUCGGACUUUUGGUUGUUUGGCUCACGUCAAGGUAACAGGUCCAUCUGGUGGGAAAUUAGCUGACAGAAGUAUUCCAAUGGUAUUGAUUGGCUAUGAGAAAGGCUCAAAUGCAUACAGACUUGUCAAUCCAGAGACAAAUCGUGUGUGUGUAUCAAGGGAUGUAGUUUUUGAAGAAUCAAAAGGUUGGCAGUGGUCCAGUGGAGAUGAUGUCACGAUCAGUGAUGACACUGAUAGGUUUCUGGUUCACUUUGAACCUGAACAAACUGAAUCAGUGAAUGACCAUGCUGCUCAAGAAGGUGAAAAUGCAGAAAACAGGGAAGGUACAGAACCAAUUACACCUAGGCAAGCAGUGCUUCCAGGGUCACCUGUUAUACCUGCUAUGGUGACACCAAUAUCCUCUGUUGCUGCAGAAAGUCCUGAAUCAUCUGCUCCACUGAAAAUGCGCUCCCUUGAUGAGAUUUUUGAUGCUACCUCUCCACACUGGAGUCCAGCUGAUUAUGACCAUAUGGAGGAACUUGAGUUGUGUAUGCUAGGUGCAGAGGAGCCAACUCACCACAAUGAUGCUCUGAAGCAUGAGCAUUGGAAGAAAGCCAUGGAGGAAGAGCUGAAAUCCAUAAAAGAAAAUGAUACAUGGGAAAUGGUAACACCACCUACUGGAGUGCGAGCCAUUGGACUGAAAUGGGUAUUUAAAUUGAAAAAAGAUGUUGAAGGCAAUGUGAUACGCCACAAGGCAAGGCUAGUCGCCAAGGGGUAUGUGCAACGUCAUGGCAUUGACUUUGAUGAGGUCUUUGCACCUGUGGCACGCCUAGAAACUGUGAGGCUACUAAUGGCAUUGGCAGCAAAUGAAGGGUGGAGGGUACACCAUAUGGAUGUGAAAUCAGCAUUCUUAAAUGGAGAAUUGGAGGAAGAAGUGUAUGUAGCACAACCUCCAGGUUUCAUUGAAACUGGCAAAGAAGGAAAGGUACUAAAACUCAGGAAAGCCUUGUAUGGGCUUCGACAGGCUCCAAGAGCCUGGAAUUUGAAACUGGAUCAGACUUUGUUGUCUCUUGGUUUCAUUAGAAGUCCUGUUGAACAUGCGGUGUACAUGAAGAAUUCUGGAAAUGCACGACUGCUGGUUGGAGUAUAUGUUGAUGAUUUGAUCAUAACCGGUUCUAGUGCAGAAGAAGUGGCUAUGUUCAAGGAACAGAUGAAAGACAUGUUCAGUAUGAGUGACUUGGGUCUACUUUCAUAUUAUCUUGGCAUUGAAGUUGCGCAAGCUGAAGAUGGCAUUUCACUCUGCCAAUCUGCAUAUGCACUGAAGAUACUAGAGAAGACUGGCAUGCUGGAUUGCAAUCCUUGUCAAACACCCAUGGAAGAAAGGCUGAAGUUAAGUAAGAAUGGAGAAGGACCCAAAGUGGAUCCAACAUACUACAGGAGUGUAGUAGGAAGCCUCAGGUACUUGGUUAACACCAGACCUGACAUCUCCUAUGCUGUUGGCGUUGUAAGCCGAUACAUGGAGAGCCCAAAUUCCCAGCACAUGGCAGCGGUGAAACAAAUUCUGAAGUAUAUCCGUGGAACUCUGAACCUUGGAUGCAAAUACUCUCAGAAUAAAGGAGAAAAGCCCAGCCUGCUUGGGUACUCUGAUAGUGAUCACGGUGGAGAUGUUGAUGACCGAAAAAGCACAACUGGAGUACUCUAUUUCCUUGGCAAGAGUCCAAUUACAUGGUUGUCCCAGAAGCAGAAAGUAGUUGCAAUUUCAUCAUGUGAAGCUGAAUAUAUUGCUGCCGCUAGUGCUGCUUGUCAGGGUUUGUGGCUUGGACAACUACUUGCUGAGAUGGAAGGGAAGCAGCCAGUUCAGGUUGAGUUGUUGGUUGACAACAAGUCGGCUAUUUCAUUGGCCAAAAAUCCUGUUCACCAUGAUCGCAGUAAGCAUAUCGAUAUACGUUAUCAUUUUAUCAGGGACUGUGUGGAGAAUGGCAAGAUCGGGGUGAACUAUGUUCCAACGGGAGAUCAGCUGGCAGACCUACUUACCAAGCCCCUUGGGCGUUUGAAGUUCCUGGAGCUCAGACGAAGGAUUGGCAUGGUGGUUGUCAAAUGA
Triticum turgidum subsp. durum (durum wheat) is the source of this 4314-nucleotide messenger RNA. NCBI's taxonomy places the organism in Eukaryota, Viridiplantae, Streptophyta, Magnoliopsida, Poales, Poaceae. The record is from the annotation of a GenBank genome assembly.